This is a messenger RNA of Lasiodiplodia theobromae, 2085 nucleotides long. Its product is annotated as Alpha-L-rhamnosidase. The transcript has a single exon. The record is from RefSeq and is a predicted model, not a curated record. Bases 1 to 2085 code for a protein of 694 amino acids. Lineage: Eukaryota; Fungi; Ascomycota; Dothideomycetes; Botryosphaeriales; Botryosphaeriaceae. Gene Ontology annotation, biological process: carbohydrate metabolic process.
AUGGCUUCAGGGAAUGACAUCAGGAGUAUCGAAGAGCUGCCGGGGAAUUUCCACAGCUCAAACGAUCUGUACAACAAGAUCUGGGCGCUUGGUGUGAGGUCCGCCCAGCAGUCGUGCAUCGAAAGCGGUAGUGCUCCUUCGACAUGGGAGAUCACUGACGAUGGAGCCUUUAUCCGCGGCCAAGUUCCUGCACAAUCGUCCCUCGGAACGGGUUACGGUAACUACACGUUGACUUUCUCGACGAAGAUCGUCCGCGGCGGUACCGGCUGGCGAACUGUGGCAGCUCUUCAGGGCUAUGGACAGUACUUCGUCUUGACGAGCGAGUAUCCGGAAGGCACUUACCUGAAUACAAACCGGACCCUUUUGCCUCCAAACACUCUGAUCACAAAUUAUGGAUGGAGCAUUGUCAAUCAGACUACCCUGGAAACUGGACCAACGAUCUACUUCCCGUUGCCUUUUGACGUCAAGGAAGGGGAAUGGUACAAUAUCUCGACAACUAUCAACGCCACCGGAUACGCGGUUUCUGUAGACGGUAGCGAUCCAAUUUUCGUAUCCAACGAGUAUACCCCCAGUGGCACCCAGUCAACUUUCAUUUCCGGCGACAGGACGGCAGGUACAUGGGGGUUUGGUCCAUUCCAAGACCAAGAGGCUUACUUCACCAACGUGGUUGUCGAGGCCGAAAAUGGCACAGUCCUCUACGAGAAUGACUUGAAGGGCGACAUGGUUCUAGAAGAGUACGGAGUCGCCGCCAACACGCACAACGUCUGCCUCGACGGAGCGAAGAGAGACCGGCUGGUCUGGAUGGGCGACUACGCCCACACGCAGCGCAUCAUCGGCGCCAGCACGAACAGCUCCGAGUUCUCGACUGGCACGCUCGCGUACGCCCUAGAGUGGCAAGCGUCGUCCAACGACUCGAAGUACCCGGGCUUCUCGGGCAUGUCGGCCUCGAUGGGCGCCUCUCCCGCCUUCGGCACCGCCCGCGCCGGCUACGCCCUGAUCGACUACCAGUUCGGCUAUCUGAUCGCCUUCGCCGACUACUUCCACGCCACGGGCGACCUUCCUUUCCUAACGGCGCACUUCCCCCGCCUCAAAACCAUCGUUGCCUCCCUCAUCGCCAACCUCGUCGACCCGUCCACCCACCUCGUCUCCACCGGCUCCAUCCCUGGCAUAUUCUUCCUCGGCCCCGCCGCCAACGGCACCGCGCCCGCCGCCAUGUUCGCCUACGCCCUUGACCUGUCCGCCGGCCUCGCCACGGCCGCCGGCGACGACGACUCCGCAGCGGCUUGGUCCGCUGUCGCAAGCGACGUCGCGGCUGCCGUCAACGCGCUGCUCUGGAACGAGGAGACGGGCACGUAUGCGGUCUCCCUCGACGGCGGCUUCGCCAACUCGAGCAUCACCUCCACCGCCUUCCCCAUCCUCGCGGGUAUCGCGCCGCUGGACCGCGCUGAGGCGGCUAUAGCGGCGCUCGAAGGGCUGCGGUUGGGGAUAGGGUACAAGGCGUACUUGUCGGAUGACGCGCCGGCGAAUGAGACGGCGCUGUCGCCGAAUUUGAGCGGGUUCUUGCUCGAGGCGCUGUUGAAGGCGAGUAAUGAGGCGGCGUUCGCUGCGGCUGGGACUAAUACGACCAGCUCUGGUGCGAUCAAGACUGCUAUAUCGGUGUUGCUGGAUCAGCUCUGGCCGGCUAUGGUUACGGAUGAUGACUAUGCUACCGGGUCUAGUUGGGAGUACGUCUAUGGCGAUGGCCGCCCUGGGCUCGACACGUACACUAGCCAUGCUCACCCCUGGGGCGGCGCCCCGACGUACGUGCUGUCCGAAUAUGUGCUUGGCGUGCGUGCGGCGACGGCGGGAUUCAAGACGUGGGUGUUUGAGCCGAGUGUGGCUGUGUCGCGGGAUGUUGAUGUCGAAUGGGUGACGGGGAGGGUGCCGGUGCCGGGAGGCAAGGUGGAGGCGGGGUGGUGGAGGUUGGAGGACGGGGGUGUGAGGGUGAAGGUUUGUGGGGUGGACGGGACAACGGGGACGGUGAGGGUGCCGGGGAAGAGGGAGGUGGAAGUGAUUGGUGGAGAUUGUGUGGAUGAAGUGUUGUAA